UCUCGUCUGCUGUGGUUCCCCAGCACCGGCGGCUUCUCUUUCCGGGUGCAGCGUCUGUCAUAAAGCUGAGACCUCCCUUCAAACGUGGCGUCGUGGGUCCUUCGCGCCUCGCCGGGGGUCAGCGUGCAAGGACGGGCGCACGCAGGAUACUUAACACUCAACAGGCGCAGCCAGUCCGCGUACCGGGCCCGCACUGGCGCCCCCGAGCCCUCACGAUUGGAAGUCCCUGAUUCGCAGCCUCCGGGACUGCAUUUGGAGAGGACAGCACUCCCUGGCCCGUACCUGUACCCCAUAGUCACGCUCUGCCCUGUGAGGUGCAGCAUUUCCCAAGUCCCCCUGUACCGCUUCCACCCACGUCUGCGUUAAACUUUGUCCUUAACCUCCUUGAGACUCCGUCCCCUCUACCUCCAGAAGUGGUCUUUUCCCCCAGUUCCCGUAAACAUUGGGAGUUAAGUUUUGGAUGUCCUGCAAAGAUUACUUCUAAGACUGAGCAUCCAUUCGGUCGCCCGAACAAGUUCAUGCUUGCUAGAGAGCUUGUGGGCAAAGGGAAACCCAGUGCACACGGAAAACGAUGGCUGAGCACGGGGCGCACAUCACCGCUGCUUCCGUGCAGGACGACCAGCCAUCCAUCUUUGAGGUGGUAGCGCAGGACAGUUUAAUGACGGCAGUGAGACCCGCUCUUCAGCAUGUGGUCAAGGUUCUUGCAGAAUCAAACCCUGCCCGCUAUGGCUUCUUCUGGAGGUGGUUUGACGAAACCUUUGCCCUGCUGGAUCUUCUGCUCCAGCAGCAUUAUUUGUCUAAAACCAGUGCCUCAUUUUCUGAAAACUUUUAUGGCUUAAAGCGGAUUGUUACGGGGGACACAGACAAGCUUCAGAGACUGGCCAGCGCUGGGCUCCCCAAGAAGCAGCUUUGGAAGUCAGUCAUGUUCCUGGUCCUCCUUCCGUAUCUGAAAGUGAAGCUGGAGAAGCUGGUUGCUAGCCUGAGAGAAGAGGAUGAAUAUUCCAUCCAUCCCCCUUCUUCCCGCUGGAAACGAUUUUACAGAGCCUUCCUGGCAGCCUAUCCGUUUGUUAACAUGGCCUGGGAAGGCUGGUUCCUUGUACAGCAACUCCGAUACAUCCUGGGGAAAGCUCAGCAUCACUCCCCGCUGCUAAGUCUGGCUGGAGUCCGGCUAGGUCGACUCACGAUUCAGGACAUACAAGCUCUGGAGCACAGGCCAGCUGAAGCCAGCAUGAUGCACCAGCCAGCCAGGAGUGUUGCUGAGAAGAUAAAGUGGGCCGUGAAAAAAGCUGUGGGGGGUGCCGCCGUAUCCCUCUCCUCGGGCCUUUCCGUGGGCGUGUUCUUCCUGCAGUUCCUCGAGUGGUGGUACUCGUCUGAAAACCAGGAAACCAUCAAAUCCCUGACGGCGCUGCCUACGCCCCCGCCGCCUGUCCACCUGGACUACAACCCUGACUCCCCGCUGUUACCCAAACUGAAGACUGUGUGCCCGCUGUGUCGCAAAACCCGGGUGAACGACACUGUCCUUGCCACCUCUGGCUACGUGUUUUGUUACCGCUGCGUGUUGAUUUAUGUGAGGAGCCACCAAGCCUGCCCCGUCACGGGUUACCCGACACAAGUGCAGCAUCUGAUUAAACUGUACUCCCCCGACAACUGAAAGGGUUGGCACGGUAAGGCCGCGGGGCCGGAGUCUUCAGCAUGGUCCACGGCACUGUUUGAUACUCCUUAGGCUCAAUUCAUAAUUAUAUGAAUUUUAAACAACGACAUGGAUUUCUUUAAAAGAAUAUACACCCAUUGAUGUUAACCUUCUAGCCUGCUGUCUGGGCCUCAACUUAGAGCUGACCGAGCUGGUUAGAGUGAGAGAGUGGGGAUUGCAGGGGACAGUGUAGGAGAAGUGGGUAAAAGAGGAUAAUCAGCACAGAAGCUUUUCCUUAAAGAACAAAGAGGCACAGAAGCUCUUGGGGAAAAAAAAAACAAGUUAGACCUCAGAAAGUGGGUGGCGAAGGGGAAGCAGGCCUUUUCUUUAGAAAAGAGUGUUGAUCUGCCUAGGAGGAGGAGGCUGGCUGUAUCCCUUGGCAAACAAUGUGAAGCGUGGGCUUGUUCUUUAUGUUAAGCACUUCUGGAAAACAGGAAUAGCUCCUUCUACAUACUGUGACCAUUGGUUAAGUAACAUCUGCUGUAGUUUAUCAACUUUUAAAGAUUACUUCAUUACCCAUACAUGUCUUUCCUGGGAAACUGGUUAAAGGAAAAGAGGGGUUGAGGGUAUGUAUAGAGCAACAUUAGGGUUUCGGUGCGACACCCAAGUGCUGAUGGGCAAUGAAAAGAUGGAGUAAAAUACCGAUCCAACUGUGUAAAGGAAGGAUCUGUUCAUAAGCUCUUUCUGCUUGCUGUUAACAGUUUGCUACACUGGCAUGAAUUAUUCUGGCUAUUUACUAAAGUUUCUGUGAAACACUUAAAUAAAUUUUAAGAAUAAAUGAUUUUGGCAAA
This is a messenger RNA of Phyllostomus hastatus (greater spear-nosed bat), 2481 nucleotides long. RefSeq names its product peroxisomal biogenesis factor 12 (gene PEX12). Gene Ontology annotation, molecular function: zinc ion binding; protein binding; ubiquitin-protein transferase activity. The record is from RefSeq and is a predicted model, not a curated record. Gene Ontology annotation, biological process: protein import into peroxisome matrix; protein monoubiquitination. Gene Ontology annotation, cellular component: peroxisomal membrane; peroxisomal importomer complex. The coding region runs from base 572 to 1651 and encodes 359 amino acids. The transcript has 3 exons. Lineage: Eukaryota; Metazoa; Chordata; Mammalia; Chiroptera; Phyllostomidae.